AGCCAUACAAUCCAAUUUCAUGUGGGGAGAUCGUAUUGCGAAAGUGUUGAAAGAAGCUCAAUAUCCUGAAACUUGGCCAUAUACAGCACAAGACUUUUCCCGAUUAGAUGAGAGUAGUGACUUAUUAUUCUAUUCUCAUCCAAGGCUGGUUUAUCAUAUCGACGACUUUGCUGUUAGAGCACUCACCAAGUUCUAUCGACAACACUUUAUUCCCAAUGCUGAUAUCUUAGACGUUUGUUCUAGUUGGGUUUCUCAUUAUCCUGAUGAUUACAAAGCUAGAUGGGUUGCCGGAAUAGGAUUGAACGAAUUGGAGUUGUCAAAGAAUCCCAGACUCGAUACCUAUGACGUCAUUGACUUGCAAGAGAAUCCAACCUUUCCAUAUCCAAAUGAGAGAUUCGAUAUCGUGACUAUGGUAGUUAGUGUAGACUAUUUGACUAAACCUUUGCAAGUAUUUCGAGAAAUAGGAAGAGUCCUUCGUUCAAAGGGAACGGCCUAUAUUAGUUUCAGUAAUCGUUGUUUUCCUACAAAAGCAGUUUCCGUGUGGUUAUCUGCUAGUAAUGAUUGGCAACGCGUAUACAUAGUCGGAAGUUUCUUUCAUUAUACUGAAAUGUUUGAUACUCCAACAGCUUAUGACUUGAGUCCGAAUUGGGGUAUUACAGAUCCUCUUUAUAUGGUCACUGCAAAUAAACUGUAGAAAAGUCCCAUUUGUAUUGUCGAAAUAUUAUUAAGAAGCUGUUAUCUCUUUGCCCUU
Messenger RNA from Galdieria sulphuraria, 751 nucleotides. RefSeq lists its product as uncharacterized. The transcript is spliced from 7 exons. Gene Ontology annotation, molecular function: S-adenosylmethionine-dependent methyltransferase activity. NCBI's taxonomy places the organism in Eukaryota, Rhodophyta, Bangiophyceae, Galdieriales, Galdieriaceae. The coding region runs from base 20 to 694 and encodes 224 amino acids. The record is from RefSeq and is a predicted model, not a curated record.